AUGGCCUUGUUGAUGUCGGUGUUAGUAACUCCUCCUGCAUGUGGUGUGAGGACAUUUGACACAGGCGCCGGCAAAGUGCACAAGCUAAGUGUGACUCAAGAUGUCACUCUAGAGAGGGGAAGCCAAAACUUCAACAGUUUAGAAUAUCUCAUAGUAUCCAAACACCCGGAAUAUCCCAACAAGCGCUCAUUGGUCCAGUUUGAAGAUCUUCCCAGUUCGUGUCCAUCAUCAAAUGUAAUUUCAGCCAAAAUGUACCUGCACUAUGAAUAUUCCCACGAAGCAAGGUUUAGUUCUAUCAAAAGUGUCCCUUUUAUUCCGCGUUAUUUGCAAGUGUACCUGGUUAAAAAACCAUGGGUUGAAUCUCAAACGACAAGUAAUGUGCGCCUCCGUGGCAUCCCUUGGUCUUCACCGUGGCUAGCGCUCAACAGCACCGACGCAGAGGCAAAUCCCCAGCAGGGAACUGUCACUAUAUUUCCCUACCGACCCACAGGUUUUGUGGAGUUUGACGUCACAAAUGCGGUGAAAGACUGGAGUAGCGGAGUGCCUAAUAACGGCUUGGUGAUACGCGCAACAAAUGAGCUGGAUGCUGGUAGAGACACGCGCUUUGCCAGUAACGCCAAUUCUGAUACUUCAAAGCAUGCGUUUGUUUUGGUACAUUGCAGUGAUGAGGUCCGGCCGUAUACUCCACCACAGCAGCCUUUUGCGACUGCCAACUCGAGUGAUAGUAAUGGUAAUCGUUCUAGCACAUUGGACCCCACUUUUGGGCACACAAUAGUAGCUCUUCCUACACAUGAUGACACAGGCGCGGGUAAAGUCUACAAGCUAAGCGUGUCUCAAGAUGUCACUCUAGAGAGGGGAAGCGAAAACUUUAACUGGUUGGAAUAUCUCAUAGUGUCCAAACACCCAGAACAUCCCAACAAGCGCUCAUUGGUCCAAUUUGAAGAUCUUCCCAGUUCGUGUCCAUCAUCAAAUGUGAUUUCAGCCAAAAUGUACCUGCAUUACGAAUAUUCCCACAAAGCAAGUGAUUUUGUCCCUUUCAGGCCGCGUUAUUUGCAAGUGCACCUGGUUAAAAAACCAUGGAACGAAUCUCAAACAACUAGUACUAUGCGCCUACGCGGCCUCUCUUGGUCUUCUCCGUGGCUAGCGCUGAACGGUACCGACGCUGAGGCAACUCCCCAGCAAGGAACUGUCACUAUAUUUCCCGUACGACCCAAAGGUUUUGUGGAGUUUGAUGUCACGAAUGCAGUAAAAGACUGGAGUAGUGGAGUACCUAAUAACGGCUUGGUGAUACGCGCAACAAACGAGCUUGAUCUUGGCAGGGAUACACGCUUUGCUAGCAACGCCAAUGCUGAUUGGACAAAGCAUGCUUUUGUUUUAGUGCACUGCAAG
Messenger RNA from Porites evermanni, 1389 nucleotides. Lineage: Eukaryota; Metazoa; Cnidaria; Anthozoa; Scleractinia; Poritidae. The record is from the annotation of a GenBank genome assembly.